Molecule: messenger RNA, 869 nt
Organism: Medicago truncatula (barrel medic)
Lineage: Eukaryota; Viridiplantae; Streptophyta; Magnoliopsida; Fabales; Fabaceae
Product: F-box protein PP2-B11
Exons: 3
Coding region: 1-831 (276 amino acids)
Molecular function (GO): protein binding
Source: RefSeq, a predicted model, not a curated record
AUGACAAGGUUUGAUGAAUUGCCUGAAGGGUGUAUUGCCACCAUACUUUCUCGCACGACUCCGAUUGACGUUGGUAGAUUCUCCGUCCUUUCUAAGAUUUUUCGAUUUGCCGCCGAUUCUGAUGAUGUCUGGAAUCAUUUUCUCCCUUCUGACAUCUCAUCUAUCCUCUCACAAUCUCCUGCACUCUCCAACAUUCCAACCAAAAAGGCUCUCUAUCACGCUCUUUCUGAUCGUCCUAUCAUCAUCAACCAUGGGCAAAAGAGCUUUCAAUUGGAGAGAAAAAGUGGAAAAAAAUGUUAUAUGCUUGCUGCUAGAUCUCUCGGCAUUGCUUGGGGUGAUGAUGAUCGAUAUUGCAACUGGAUUGAUGUGCCUGAUUCUAGAUUCCCUGAGGUUGCGUAUCUUCGUCUUGUCUGGUGGCACGAAAUUCGUGGGGUGAUUAACGAUCUUGCCUUGUCUCCAAAUACUCGCUAUGCGGCUUAUCUUGUGUUCAAGAUGAUUGAUGCCCAUGGAUUCAGGAACCUUCCUGUGGACUUAUUCGUUGGCAUCGAAGGUGGCCUUAGCAACACUAAAACUGACUGUUUGGAACCCAAACUGCACGGUGGAUAUGGAUGGUAUUGUGUUCUGAGAGAGGUGGAGGACAUAGUUGUAGGACUACCACGUCCGAGUGUGAGAAGUGAUGGGUGGUUGGAGAUUGAGAUGGGAGAGUUCUUCAAUUCUAGCCUUGAAGAUGAAGAAAUCCAAAUGAGUGUUGUCGAGAAAUUUGAGAGUGACGAUGAGAAGGGAAAUUUCUAUCUUGAAGGAAUAGAACUUAGACCUAAGGUAGACAAUUAAACAACAUUCAUUGACCUAUGUAACAUAUAUUCUUGUUU